GGGAGGCCGCGGGGUGCGGGCGCCCGGGAGUUCCCUCCUCCUCAAGUCAAGCGUCCCGGGCCGGCAGUGCCGCGGUCGCUGCCUCCCGGCGCCCCGCCAGCAGGAGCAGGCGGUGGAGAAGGGAGAGGGCCCCACGGGCGUCCACCUCGGCCGGCCGCCUUCUCCCCGCGGCGACCCGUGCGAGUGCGGCCGGACCCAGAUUUGAUAAUGGGCUGCAUUAAAAGUAAAGAAAACAAAAGUCCAGUCAUUAAAUACACAUCGGAAAAUCUCACAGAGCCUGUAAGCACAAGUGCCAGUCAUUAUGGAGUGGAACAUGCUACAGUUGCCCCGACCUCUUCCACAAAGGGAGCAUCAGUUAAUUUUAACACUCUUUCCAUGACACCCUUUGGAGGGUCCUCAGGGGUGACUCCUUUUGGAGGAGCAUCUUCCUCAUUCUCUGUGGUGUCAAGUUCAUAUCCUACAGGUUUAACAGGUGGUGUCACUAUAUUUGUGGCCUUAUAUGAUUAUGAAGCUAGAACUACAGAAGACCUUUCCUUUAAGAAGGGUGAAAGAUUUCAAAUAAUUAACAAUACGGAAGGAGACUGGUGGGAAGCAAGAUCAAUUGCUACUGGAAAGAAUGGUUAUAUCCCUAGCAAUUAUGUAGUGCCUGCAGAUUCCAUUCAGGCAGAAGAAUGGUAUUUUGGCAAAAUGGGGAGAAAAGAUGCCGAAAGAUUACUUCUGAAUCCUGGGAAUCAGCGAGGUAUUUUCUUAGUAAGAGAAAGUGAAACUACUAAAGGUGCUUAUUCCCUCUCAAUUCGUGAUUGGGAUGAAAUAAGGGGUGACAAUGUGAAACAUUACAAAAUCAGAAAACUUGACAAUGGUGGAUACUACAUCACGACCAGAGCUCAGUUUGAUACGCUGCAGAAACUGGUGAAGCAUUACACAGAACAUGCUGAUGGACUAUGCCACAAGUUAACAACUGUGUGUCCUACUGUGAAACCCCAGACUCAAGGUCUAGCAAAAGAUGCUUGGGAAAUCCCUCGAGAAUCAUUGCGACUAGAGGUGAAACUAGGUCAAGGAUGUUUUGGCGAAGUGUGGAUGGGAACAUGGAAUGGAACUACAAAAGUAGCAAUCAAAACAUUAAAGACAGGUACAAUGAUGCCAGAAGCAUUCCUUCAAGAAGCUCAGAUAAUGAAAAAGCUAAGACACGAUAAACUUGUUCCACUCUAUGCAGUUGUUUCUGAAGAGCCAAUUUAUAUUGUCACCGAGUUUAUGUCAAAAGGGAGCUUGUUAGAUUUCCUUAAAGAAGGAGAUGGAAAGUAUUUGAAGCUUCCACAGCUGGUUGAUAUGGCUGCUCAGAUUGCUGAUGGCAUGGCAUAUAUUGAAAGAAUGAACUAUAUUCACCGAGAUCUCCGAGCUGCUAAUAUUCUUGUAGGAGAAAAUCUUGUAUGCAAAAUAGCAGAUUUUGGCUUAGCAAGAUUAAUUGAAGACAAUGAAUACACAGCAAGACAAGGUAAAGUAACAUACAUAGAUGCUUAUAAUCUAAUGUCCUAUGCUUGUAUGGUAAACCGUGAAGUAUUGGAACAAGUAGAGCGGGGAUACAGAAUGCCUUGCCCCCAGGGCUGUCCCGAAUCCCUCCAUGAAUUGAUGAAUCUUUGCUGGAAGAAGGAUCCUGAUGAAAGACCAACAUUUGAAUAUAUUCAGUCCUUCUUGGAAGACUACUUCACUGCUACAGAGCCGCAGUACCAGCCAGGAGAAAAUUUAUAAUGCAAGUAGCCCAUGUGAACAGACCUGCCAAAACCUAGAGGCCGUGUGUGAGUUCUUCCUGCGCAGGAAUGAGAGGAUACUCUUCACUCUGCAUGUUUCUUAUGGUAAACUGGAAUUCCAGAUACGGUUACUCAAAACCACUUUUUUUUUUUUUCUCCAAGUGUUAAACUCUAAAGUACCAGUGAUGCAUCUUACAGUGUACUUGAGGGUCCAGAGCAAGUAGAGCUGGAUAGUGUGACUGUGGGUGUGGCACGGUAAGAACGAGCGACAGGACUGCUGCUUACUAGUCACUCACUGCCUUCUCUUCCCCAAACUUGCCAAGAGAAAGCUAUUUAUUGUUAUGUAUGAAACUUGGCUGUUACACCACAGUGAAAUUCUAAGAUCAAAGAACUUCAUGGGACCAAAGAAUUCCAUUCCAGUUUUUAAAAUUUUCUAGAAUUUUUUUCUCAAAGUUCUUUUUGUUUGUUUGUUUUGUUUUGUUUUCCCUGUUUAAUAGUCAGCAUGCACUCCUAUCAGAGGCCUUCUUUUAUGUGAAAAUGGGCCAAGUCUUCCAAGUGCAAAACAGUGGAUUAUAAACAGCAUCAAAAACUUUGGUUUAAAAAUCCAUGGAAUUUAGAAGCGUAAUACAGUAUGUUCACACUUUGUCCAGAGAACUGGAAAGCAAAACAAAUUUUUCCUAUCAGUCAUGUCUUGAAUUGUUCAGCUUUGAAUAAUGAAGGUAACCAGAAAGUGGAUUAAUCUUUUACAAGGAUGUUUUGAUUUUUUUUAAGGUUUAUAUAUAUAAUUGAAGUUAUUCUAUCCAGUCCAAGGGGAAAAUCUUUUAAUAUAUGCAUAACAUAAAAAUAAAAAACAAACCUAACAUUCAAGCAGACAAUUUUUAAAAAAUAAGUGGAGUACUAUGAGGAGUUGCUAGUAUGUUUUUAUGAUUAUGGGCUCCACAAAUAGAAAACAUCACUAGGUCAGGGACUUGAAUGCACUUUGCUUGUAUUGAGUAUAGAAUAGGAGAGAAGAAAAUGUAUUUAAAGAAAUAUGAGAGAAGCCCUGUGAAAGUUCUACAGGUAUUGGGAUGGGGUGGGGUNUCUAAUGUUGGUGUUGUGGCUUCCGGGCACUCAGAGCUCCUCAUCAGCUGUUUUCUUAGACUUUAAAAGUUAUAAAGUAUGAUUGUACAACUAAUUUUCUUAUCAU
Molecule: messenger RNA, 2931 nt
Organism: Mus pahari (shrew mouse)
Lineage: Eukaryota; Metazoa; Chordata; Mammalia; Rodentia; Muridae
Gene: Yes1
Product: YES proto-oncogene 1, Src family tyrosine kinase
Exons: 11
Coding region: 208-1746 (512 amino acids)
Biological process (GO): cell surface receptor protein tyrosine kinase signaling pathway; innate immune response; protein phosphorylation
Cellular component (GO): extrinsic component of cytoplasmic side of plasma membrane
Molecular function (GO): ATP binding; signaling receptor binding; non-membrane spanning protein tyrosine kinase activity
Source: RefSeq, a predicted model, not a curated record